CAAUCGCAAAUUCACCACGACUAGAAAACGCGGUGCAGGUUUCCUCUUAUAUUUUUAGUAAAUUUAAUAUUUAGUGCUUUAUAAAUAUAAAGUUAGAUAAUUUUUUUAAAUACGCUUAACUAUGCCUAUGAUAGUAAUAUCUGGUUUACCGUCCAGCGGUAAAACAACUCGUGCUAAAGAGCUGCAAAAAUUUUUCUCUGAUAAAGGCAAGAAGGUGCACUUCAUCUCAGAGAAUAUUUCGAUAGCCAAUGCAGGUUUUGCAAAAAAUGAAUAUUUCGCAGAUUCUCAAAAGGAAAAGCAAGUGCGUAGCGAUAUCAAGUCCGAAGCGCUACGAUUGCUUAAUAAGGACGACGUAGUAGUGGUGGAUGCUGGCAAUUACAUAAAAGGCUAUCGCUAUGAGCUUUUCUGUGCAACAAAAGCUGCACGCAGUACGCAAUGCACACUUUUCUGCGGCAUACAAGAGGCGCGUGCCUGGGAGUUCAAUCAACAACGAACAGGUGAAGAUUUGGUGCCAAGCGGCACAAACAAUAUUACAGACAACUCUAAUAUGCCUUAUACGCGCGAAAUUUUCGAUGCGCUGUGUAUGCGUUUUGAAGAGCCACACGGCAAUUGUCGUUGGGAUAGUCCACUAUUUGUAGUGUUUCCAGACGAUAUACUUGAACUUGAAGCCAUCCAUGGUGCGCUCUAUGAAUCAAAACCAUUACCCCCGAAUCAAAGCACGCAGAAUCCGCCACUAAGUGCUACGAAUUACCUCUUUGAGCUGGACAAGUUAACGCAACAAAUUAUAGCGGACGUGUUGGCUGCGCGUAAAAUCGGUAAUACAGGUCCCGUGCCGGUCAAAGGUAGUCAGGUGAAAGUGGAAGUGCCGGCAGGCGUGAAUGCUAUACAGCUUAAUCGUUUGCGUAGACAAUUUCUCAAUUAUACCAAAUUGCACCAUGCCACCACAAGCACUUUAGAUAAAGUGCCGCAAUUAUUCGUGCAGUUCCUCAACUCUAAUUGUAAUGAAUAGCGUAUGUGAUUUAAAUAAAUCAUAAAAUUUUUAUUGUGUAUAGGAAGUAUGACAUUUAGUAAUUGACAGCACUGUUACGUAUAUUUAUGUUUACAUUAUGAUUUUAUAUCCCCAUUUUGACAAAACCACUUUAACAAUAAAAACAAAUACGUUUUUUACGCGGAAA
Messenger RNA from Bactrocera tryoni, 1175 nucleotides. RefSeq names its product protein KTI12 homolog. NCBI's taxonomy places the organism in Eukaryota, Metazoa, Arthropoda, Insecta, Diptera, Tephritidae. The transcript has 3 exons. The record is from RefSeq and is a predicted model, not a curated record. The coding region runs from base 122 to 1009 and encodes 295 amino acids.